Molecule: messenger RNA, 1053 nt
Organism: Acaromyces ingoldii
Lineage: Eukaryota; Fungi; Basidiomycota; Exobasidiomycetes; Exobasidiales; Cryptobasidiaceae
Product: Aldo/keto reductase
Exons: 6
Coding region: 1-1053 (350 amino acids)
Source: RefSeq, a predicted model, not a curated record
AUGUCAGCUCAGCCACUUCCAUCGGAGCUGGCUAGGUAUAGGAUCCUGGCUCCAAAUGCCGGUGUUCGUGUGUCGCCCAUCGCUCUCGGUACACUAAACUUUGGUCAAGCAUGGGCCCGCAACAUGGGCGCUUCAGCCUUAGCCAAGGACCAAUCGUUCGCCAUACUGGACGAAUAUUUUUCUCAGGGCGGCAACUUUGUUGACACGGCCAAUGGUUAUCAGGCUGGUACUGCCGAGCAGGUCCUGGGGGAAUGGCUAGUAGAGCGUGGCAAUCGCGACCAGAUUGUGCUCUCGUCGAAGUUUUCGAUGAGUUUCAAAUUCGACCGCGAAGAAUCACCAAUUCGCGCCAACUAUGCGGGCAAUAGCAUCAAGAGCCUCCGUUUGAGCGUCAAGAAGAGCCUCGAAAAGCUCCAGACGGACUACCUCGACCUUCUCUUCGUACACUUUUUCGACUACACGACCUCAAUCCCAGAGUUGAUGCAUUCUCUCAACGACGAGGUGCGCUCGGGCAGGGUCAACUACAUUGGAAUAUCCGACACACCAGCUUGGAUCGUCAGCAAAGCAAACGAGUAUGCACGCAAUCAUGGACUUGCAUCGUUUGUUGCAUAUCAAGGCGAAUGGUCUCUACUACGCCGCGAUCUCGAACGAGAGAUCAUCCCAAUGUGCCGCUCGGAAGGCAUGGCCUUGAUGCCGUACGGGGUACUGGGCCAGGGCAAGUUCAAGACCAAGCAAGAAAUCAAAGAGCGGCAAGCUGCAGGGUUGGACCUGCGUAAAUUCUGGGGCGACGCCAAGCAGUCGGAUCAAGAACUCGCCGUUAGCGGAGCAUUGGAAAGCAUGGCUAGCGAGCUAGGAGCCAGUUCCCUCGGUCAAGUGGCCGUCGCCUACCACUUGCAAAAGUAUCCCUACGUGUUUCCAAUCCUGGGAUGCCGGACGGUUGAACAGAUGCGCACCAAUGUCGGGUCCCUCAUCCUCAGCUUGCCACCAGACGCCAUUCGAACAUUGGAAGGAAUCGUUCCUUUCUCGCUGGGUUUCCCUUACGACCAAUAUGGGUGA